UCUGUUCUCUGUUCCUUGUUCCUUAUUCCUUUUAUUGUGCACAGCCCCAUAGGUGAAGACUAUCGAGUUUGGUCACAAGCGUUUUCAAGAAUAAAAAUUUUUAGAAUUAUUAAAAAAUUUUAAAAUACAGAGAUAUAAAAUUAUCGCGAAAUGUCGAACCUCUUCAUUCUGUUUGAACACGCUACUGGAUAUGUCCUAUUUCGUGUUAAAGAAUUCGAAGAGAUUGGAAUGUUGUUGCCUCAAGUGGAACAAUCAGUAACAGAUCUAUCACGUUUCCGUAGUAUCAUAAGCUUUGUUGGAUUUGCACCUUUCAAGUCAGGACUGGAGGCUCUCGAAAACAUCAACAAUAUUUCUGAAGGGAUUGUCUCAGAGUACCUGAAAGUCUUUUUAGAUUCUUCUUCCAAUGAGUUUACCAAGGAUUCUAUCCUUGGUGUUGCAGAUCCUAAACUUGGUGCCAGUAUCUCUGAAACUUUAAAUAUAAAAUGUGAUCACCUUAAUGCUGUUCCUGAGAUCCUUAGAGGAAUAAGAUAUCAUUUUGAUAAUCUGGUGAAAGGCUUCACUUCCGACGAUUCAAUAAAUGCGCAAAAAGGUCUUGGACAUAGUUAUUCAAGAGCUAAAGUUAAAUUCAAUGUGAAUCGAGUAGAUAACAUGAUCAUACAGAGCAUAACUUUGCUAGAUCAAUUAGACAAAGAUAUUAACACUUUCAGCAUGCGUAUACGUGAAUGGUAUAGUUAUCACUUCCCAGAACUUGCAAAGAUAGUUCCAGAGAAUUAUAUCUAUGCAAAGGUAGCACGAGUGGUACAAAAUAGGAAAGAAUUAACGGAUGAUAAGGUGUCUGCAUUAGAAGAAAUUGUUAUGGACAGCGCAAAAGCAAAGGCUAUUGUCAAUGCAGCUAAAUCAUCCAUGGGAAUGGAUAUAAAUGAGACCGAUUUAAGGAAUGUUCAACAGUUUGCUAAACGUGUUGUCGCAUUAGUAAACUAUAGAAAGAAAAUGUCUGAAUAUUUAACAUCAAAAAUGGCAGGAGUGGCACCAAAUCUAGCUACUUUAAUUGGAGAUCAAGUCGGCGCUAGAUUAAUAGCACACGCCGGUUCACUUACUAAUUUAGCAAAGGCUCCGGCCUCUACUGUCCAGAUAUUAGGAGCAGAAAAAGCUCUAUUCAGAGCAUUAAAAAGCCGUGGUAAAGCAAAUACUCCGAAAUACGGACUUUUGUUCCAUUCUACAUUUAUCGGCCGUGCUGGUAUCAAAAAUAGAGGUCGAAUCGCAAGAUAUCUGGCGAAUAAAUGCUCCAUUGCUUCUAGAAUCGAUUGUUUCACUGAAACACCAUUGAGAAUAUUUGGUGAAAAAUUACGACAGCAAGUAGAAGACAGAUUAGUGUAUUUCACAACUGGCAAAGAGCCAAAGAAAAAUUUAGACGUAAUGAGAGAAGCACUGGAGGAAACGGCACAUAUGUUGGCUACUAUGGAAAAAGAGAGAAAAGAAAAAAAGAAAAAGAGGAAAAGCCAAGUACUCGAAAACGGCCAAGAAAAUGGACAUGUUGAAAACGGCGAAGUAGAAGUGAAUACAUCUUUACGAAAAAAAAAGAAAAAAAGAUCGAAACACAUUGACGAAAACAACUAAUUGUGUAUCCUCUAUAGAUUCAUGCACUAUAAAUACAUCUGCUGGGUCUUUUUAUAUCAUAUAAAACGAGAUUGUGCGAAAAUGUAUUUCGUUAAUAAACAAUUUCCAAAAAUACACCAUUAUUUUUUAUAUACGGGGAGAACAUAUACAUUUUUUUAUAUUGAAGAAAAUAUACAUGGAUCUGCAAGGAUACUGUACUCAACAUUGCGUUGAUUUUAAUUACUAGAGUCAUAAAAUAUACAAUAAAUAACAUAAUAUAAGUAAUUGACUAAUUUUGCAAUAUACCAUAGAAUAUUAAAAUGACAAAACUGAGACAAAAAUAAUAGAUAAAAGAAAUUUUAUUGCUCCGAUUCGUUGUUUUUAUGAGAAUGGAUAGGAAUAAAAAGAGAGGCAAUUAUAAAAAUAAAUGAUGCUACCACUAAGUGUUAACACCAGCACCAAUUAUCAUUUAAUAACAAUAAGUCUAUAUAUAUAUAAAGUAGAUAUAUAUAAAUAUCUAAACAAUAAUUACAAUAAAAUUAUUAGAUCUAGCCAAGUCUCAGAGUCUCAAAAAUCAACAACUGAGCUAUUUAAAUAUCGGACCGCAUAUAAAUAUUAUAAGCAAUGUAUUACUUUGCUAUAAUUCACAUUGGAGGAUUAAUAAAUGCUCAUUGAUCAAAUAUAAAUUUCAUUUGAGAUGUUAUACAUCAGAUUAUGUAUAUUUUAUACGCGCGAUUAAUAUUGAUAUGUAUUAGUAUAAAACAUGAAUUU
Messenger RNA from Formica exsecta, 2367 nucleotides. It is a transcript of the gene Nop56, whose product is annotated as nucleolar protein 56. The record is from RefSeq and is a predicted model, not a curated record. The transcript is spliced from 3 exons. Gene Ontology annotation, cellular component: box C/D methylation guide snoRNP complex; small-subunit processome. NCBI's taxonomy places the organism in Eukaryota, Metazoa, Arthropoda, Insecta, Hymenoptera, Formicidae. Gene Ontology annotation, molecular function: snoRNA binding. The coding region runs from base 151 to 1617 and encodes 488 amino acids.